Molecule: messenger RNA, 411 nt
Organism: Schistosoma turkestanicum
Lineage: Eukaryota; Metazoa; Platyhelminthes; Trematoda; Strigeidida; Schistosomatidae
Source: the annotation of a GenBank genome assembly
AUGACAGUAGCAGGGAUUUGCAUAGUUGGACUUUCUUUUAUUAACACAAAAGAAAACAAUGCCGAACAUUAUCACUUGACUCUAGUGAAUUUUACUUGUCAUGUUAUUGCAGUUCCUCUUGGUGCAGUUGUGAUUGCUUGUAUUUCAAACAAGUGGAUGUUUUAUUGUUUCGGAAGACUAUUUGUCAUUAUUCAAAUGGUACUGGCAUCUGCUUCAUUUGUGCAUUUCAAUAUGGCUGGACUUAAAGUUUUAAGAGCGAAAGAUUUCUUCUACAUCAAACCUUAUGAACCAGGUUACAUUGAAUUCUUAUGGAGUGCAGUGAGCGAGUGGUGUGUUGUGCUGAGUUGUGCAGAAGUAACAUUUAUCACAGCGUUGGAACUCCGUGAUUUUGAAAAGUCAGUUUCAAUUUAG